AUGAUUUUAGAGCAGAGUGGGAGCCUGGAAGCUUCCCUGGCUCCCAUGUCUAACGCCCUGUCAUUGCCAGAGCUGGAGGAGGAUCUGGUUAAAACCACAGAUCCGGAUCCCUCCUGGAACUACCUCUUUGGCUUCCACCCUCACGGGGUCCUGGUCAGCGGGGCCUGCAGCAACUUCUGCACGGAGGCCACUGGCUUCUCCCACCUCUUCCCUCACCUCCAGCCCCACCUGCUCACGCUGCCCUGUUGGUUCCAGCUCCCUGUCUUCCGGGACUACAUCAUGUGUGCUGCCCCGGGGGGCCUCCUGGCCGUGGGAGGGUCCCUGGAGGCGCGGGAGGCAAAGCUCGGAGCGCUGAGCUUGCGAAUUCGGAAUCAGAAGAGAUCUGUCAAGUUGGCGCUGGAAGAGGGCAGCAACUAGCUCAUCCAGCCGUUUCCGAACCCUCCGGGCUCAUGGGUGCGACGGACACAGGAAGCGCUGCAGCCACUGCUGAGAGUGGCCCUGCCGCUGUUCCACGGCCCCCGGGGCCUCCUCCUGCCCUUCCGCACGCCCAUCCACACCGUCGUGGGGGCCCCGAUCCCGGCGCAGCGAACCCCGCGGCCCAGCCGGGCGCAGGUGGACGCGCAGCACGAGGUCUGCUUGGAGCGGCUCAAGCAGCUGUUGAAAGAGCACAAGGCGAGCUCUGGCGUCCCCGCCGGCAGGCACCUCCCCCCACCUAGACGCGCCGCCGGCCCCCACCGGUGCCCUCGGUGACUGUGGGUGGGCACUGAAAUUAAAGCCCUCUACAAGCAACCCCGGGAGGCCUCAGGGGCGUGGCCACUCAGACGAGAAAGGCUUCCCCGGCUCGUACCGAAAUCUUCAUCGUUUGUCCUCCGGGUCCUGGAGCCCUGCUGGCAGAAGGGGAGCGAGUGGGAGUCUCCACAGCCCCGCCGCCCUCGCGCAGUA
This is a messenger RNA of Eubalaena glacialis (North Atlantic right whale), 942 nucleotides long. Its product is annotated as putative diacylglycerol O-acyltransferase 2-like protein DGAT2L7P. The transcript has 6 exons. Gene Ontology annotation, molecular function: diacylglycerol O-acyltransferase activity. NCBI's taxonomy places the organism in Eukaryota, Metazoa, Chordata, Mammalia, Artiodactyla, Balaenidae. The record is from RefSeq and is a predicted model, not a curated record. Gene Ontology annotation, cellular component: endoplasmic reticulum membrane. Gene Ontology annotation, biological process: triglyceride biosynthetic process; diacylglycerol biosynthetic process.